UUUGUUAUGUACUUUCAUGAACACAUCUACUGGAGCCCAUGCUGAAUUCGGUGGCGUGAGGAUGAGGGGACAUGUCGCCUGUAUUUACCUGCCUCACAAGUGACGAGAGAACGGGGUGACCGCACAAACGUAUUUCUAAGAAGAACUCAUCGGUCUUAUGAUUCUCUUCUAGAACUGCACUUCUCCUAGCAGGUGAGAAGACAACCACAGGUCCGGUCUGUGCACAUGACCAUGCUGUGUGUGGAGUGGAAUCAGGUGGCAGAAAUGUGUCUUUAUGUGGAUGAUCUGAGCGAGGACAGUCGGAUUCUGUGUCUCUGCUCCAGAGCUUUUUUCAAUGAUCGCUACCUGUACCAUUUAGGAUUGAGGGGAAUUGACAGCAAUAAGAAGAUUCUCAGAGAUUAUGAGGAAGAGGAUGAUCAGGAAGAGCUGGAGAUGUCCAAUGUCUCUGACCAACCUGUGGAGGAAGGAGAACUAGACUCGGAGUCUGAGCUAAUGCUGCGGAUGGGUCUCCCGAUACAGUUUGGUGGGUCAUCAUUUGAGAAGAACUUUGUGCCACUGGAAACUUGUGUGAAGGAAGAUAAAAUCCAUAAGAAAAAGAAGAAAAAGACAAAAUGCUCCAAAUACAUAAAUGAAAGCAUAAAAGAAGCUAUGGAGGAUAUUAGUGAGGUCUGCAAAGACGAAGGUGGUUCUCCUAGCAUUGAGCAGCCUGACAUUGAAGAAAGUCCUGCUGGAGGUACCAGUGAGGAUGUGGCUGAUCUGGAACCGCUCUCCGCACGGCCAAGCUCGCAGGAGAGCUGGGAACGUUACUGGAACCAGUAUGGACAGGGAUUGCUAUGGCAGGCUUGGAUUAAAAAGCAUGAAGAUCUGGCAGUAACAAGUGACGAUUGCGAACCUGAGCCAUGGAAUUGCUCUGCAACCAAGGAAGAAUGGGCUGAGCAUUAUAAUGAAUUGUACUGGCAGUAUUCUGAGCAGUUUCAGUACUGGGCACAACAGGGGUGGACUUUUGAUGAACCUAGUGAUUGUGAAGGUAAAGACACACAAGUGGCACCAGCUGCAGCUAAUGUUCGGCACACAAACCAUAGUCUGCACAUACCUCCUUCUUCUACAGAAAGUAUCGAUUGUCUCAGUGACUGCGUACAUGGACUGAAGAUCAUAAAUCUUGAUAUAAAGGAAAUGGAGAGAGACAGUAAACCUUUAAGUGUUAUUUAUGAGAGUCAUCCGAUGCAGGACCCAGAGAGCCUGGGAGCUCAAUGCCCUUGUGAUCCAGACCAGAGUGAGCCCAGGGAGGUUGGCUCUGCCAAGAGGGAAGCAUCGUCUGGACGCACUGAUACAAGCCAGCCAGAAUUCGUGUUUGGCUCUGUUCACACCUACUUUGGAAGCUCCUUUGGUUUUGACAGGAAGAACAGUGCUGUUACACAUCAGCGGGGUCCAGCGGUCGCCACUGGUGUCCAUUGUGCAACAGUUUCAGAAGUGCCAAAGAAUACUUCGCCUGGUGGACAGAUGCCAGCUAAUGGACAAGAUGAUGAUGAUGAGGAUGAUCCUCCAGAGUGCAAACAGGCUAAAAUCAAGCGGAGCCAUGAACUGGAUGCUGAAGAGAACCCAUGUGAGGUGGCUGCCGAAGUCUCUGCCGUCUUGGGGCUGAAACAUGGCACAGGACAAAAAUAUGGCGGUAUUUCACACUUCAAGCAUCGGACACUACGCUACCUGGAGAAAGGCGUCAGACACCGCUCACAUUUUCUAGACAUGCAUAGGCCAGUGAAGAACAGGCACAUAUUUUUUUCAGAAGAACCAGAAGAGAAAGUGCUAAAAAGUAAAACUGUAAACAAGGUACAAAAAUUUCUAAAAGUGGUUGGUGAACCUAUUGACGAUGUAUUAAAUGUAAUUUCACUGCCAAAGAUGGAAGAUUCCUCCAGCAACUCUGAUUCUGAAUGCCUGGAUCACUCUAAUGUUAGCGAACCUACUAGUCAGUCCAAGCAGUGUGACGAUACAGAGCUUUCUGAAGAGAAAGACCAUCCUGCUCUAAAUCAACCACCUGAAAUACAAGAACAGAUAAUUCAGUCUGAUAUGCUGGAUAGCUCUAAACAAAGCAAAGGGAUGACCUCUACAUUACCUUCUAACGCCAUCUGGUGUUUAGACCGUGCAAUUGACACAGAAUCCGAACGAUCAGAUACCGAAAAAAACGACUCUACACGACAGCUGGUAUCCCUUGAAAUUCCAGACUAUCUGCAGGUUGGAGUGGAAGAGAACAAUAUUGACUCCUGCAGUAAAGCUAAGGACAAAUGCAAGAAAAAAAAGAAAAAGCCAAAAAAGAAGGUUCUAUCUCUGCCCCCUGAAAUAGCUGCUGAUCCUCACCUUGCCAAGUACUGGGCACAGCGCUACAGACUCUUCUCUCGCUUUGAUGAAGGGAUUAAACUUGAUGAAGAAGGCUGGUUUUCUGUUACUCCAGAGAAGAUUGCAGAACACAUUGCACACCGUGUGAGGCAAUGCAUCAAUGGUGCCGUCGUGGUGGAUGCUUUCUGUGGUGUUGGGGGAAAUGCCAUUCAGUUUGCCUUAGCUGGAAUGCAUGUGAUUGCUGUGGACAUUGACCCUGUGAAGUUGGAACUUGCUUACAAUAAUGCAAUGGUUUACGGAGUAGCCGAUCGCAUCGAGUUGAUCCGUGCUGACUACAUGUGCGUCGCUCGUGAUUUGAAGGCAGAUGUGGUUUUUCUUAGCCCGCCAUGGGGAGGCCCGGACUAUGUCAGCGCAAAGACCUUUGAUAUCAAGACAAUGAUGUCCCCUGAUGGCUUUGAAGUUUUUCAGCUUUCCCAACAGAUUACAAAAAAUAUUAUUUACUUUGUACCACGCAAUACAGAUGUGGAGCAGGUGGCAUCACUUGCUGGCCCUGGCGGACAAGUUGAAAUAGAGCAGAAUUUCCUUAACAAAAAGUUGAAGACUAUGACUAUAUAUUUUGGCGACUUAAUACGAAAACUGUAAACACGCGUGUUCCUGCAAAUCCUAGUUAUGAGUUUUCAUAGCAGAAUAUAGGUCUUCUAAGGUCUGCAGAGGUGUAUAAAAAUGGUUUUGAUAUUCUGUUUUAAAAUAAUGUUGUCAUCCUGAGACAUUUGUAAGAUAAUGUAACAUUUAGAAUAAACGUAAUGUGCCAUUAACUGAAAAUAUCACAAAUGCUGUGCUGAAAGUGACGUGUUUAUUGAGCUUGAAGUAUGAUGUAUAUGAUAUGCUUUUAGCAAGUGUGACUUCUAAAAGGGGAAACAAAAGGAAGGUUCAAUAAUGAAAAAGAUGGGAUGUUGGGUGGCUGCAAUUAAGAAUAGAUGAUCACUUACCUAGCAGAUCCCACGCCACUGUUUACCUGGUUGCAGCAGUGACGUCACAUCAACAACACGUGCCUGCUGCAGCCAGUCACUGGCCUUAACAAUGCAUCGGGAAAACCGGAGCAACUGCGUGAGCUCUGCUAGGUAAGUGAUCAUUUAUUAUUUUUUGCAGGCACAUCCCAAGGGAUGUUCAGUUCUGUCCUGAACCGGGACAACCCCUUUAAAAUGAGUUGUAUGAAGUAAGAAGAACAUGGCUGCUUUUGUCCAGAAACAGUGCUAGUCUUAUCCAUAGGCCAUGUCUGCUUUCAUUUGAUAGAGCUAAGCUGCAACAUUUAACCGCCCAUGGACGAGAGUGGGACUGCUUAAAGAAAGCAGCAAUGUUUUUUGUAUUUCUAAUAACCCUUUAAAGGAUAUAAACUACAAAGUUAGCCAGAAUGAGAACUGAUGUGAGGACUGUCAAGCUAAUGCUUCAAAACACACAAAGUAAAAAUGUGUGCCAAAUUGGAUAAAAGCUCAAAAGAAAGAAUACAUCAGACUGUUAUGGGUCCAUUGUAUUCAUGAGCCCAGCAGUCGCUCCCAUGAUUGACAGUCUUAAUGUAUAUGCCGUCAGCUGUCAGGCAGACGGGAAGGAGGUGGGUAAAAGGGCUGUGCUGGUGAAUACAGGUGACACAUAGCUAUAUUAUGUCUGUUUUAGUAACUACUUGCACUCCCCAUGUAAUAGUUCUGAAGCAUCUAUUCUUAUGAUUCUAUGAUCUGCCAUUCCUCUAUUAUUCUUACUAGAAGUUAUGAAUGAAUUACUGGCAAUCUGCUAUAGGUCCAGAUUGGUGUUACCAGUUAGGGAGUGUCCCUGCACAGUCUGACACUUCCCCAGCUGGUAACACCCAGAUAGAUCAUUAUUGCUGACAAUUUAUUUAUAAACUAUUUGAAGGAAUAACGAAGGAAUGGCGCAACAGAGGCUGAUUAGAAUAGAUGCUCUACAAUUGUUAUUACAUGGGGGCAAAAGUAGUUGCUAAAAUAGGCAUGUCUUUAGGAAGCCUUUACAUUUCCAUACAUCAGUAGUAUUGUAGAAAUAUUGGGUAUAUGGUAACAUGAGCAAGUUUAGCUUCUUGUAUAAUUUUAUGGUCUAAUGCAGGCAUCCUCAAACUGCGGCCCUCCAGCUGUUGCAAAACUACAAGUCCCAACAUGCCCAAACAGCCUACAGGUAUCAGCCUACAGCAGGGCAUUGUGGGAGUUGUAGUUUUACGACAGCUGGAGGGCCGCAGUUUGAGGAUGCCUGGUCUAAUGCCUUGUUGUUGUUGUGUACAAUGCUUAUGUGACAGUUUUAUAGGAUGGAUAAGCCUGAUCUUACAACCAUGGUGUAUUCAGUUUGUAAAAAAAACUAUUUUGAUAUCUUAAAAAGUAAUAUUUUUUGCAGCAGAUAUAAAUAAAUUGAUAAAUUGUAUAAUAAAA
Messenger RNA from Bufo gargarizans (Asiatic toad), 4757 nucleotides. It is a transcript of the gene TGS1, whose product is annotated as trimethylguanosine synthase 1. Lineage: Eukaryota; Metazoa; Chordata; Amphibia; Anura; Bufonidae. The coding region runs from base 226 to 2973 and encodes 915 amino acids. The record is from RefSeq and is a predicted model, not a curated record. Gene Ontology annotation, biological process: 7-methylguanosine RNA capping; 7-methylguanosine cap hypermethylation. Gene Ontology annotation, cellular component: nucleus. Gene Ontology annotation, molecular function: RNA cap trimethylguanosine synthase activity. The transcript has 16 exons.